UUAGGUCUAAAGAUGCAGUGGACCCCAGAGCACACACAAUGGGCAGAGCAGCACUUUGACAUCUCAUCCACUACCCGCUCGCCGGCGCACAAAGUCGAGGCCUACCGGGGGCACUUACAGCGGACGUACCAGUAUGCGUGGGCAAACGAUGAUAUCUCCGCGCUGACUGCCUCCAAUCUGCUGAAGAAGUACGCCGAAAAGUACUCUGGGAUCCUGGAAGGCCCAAAUGAAAGAGCCCUUCUCUGUUCCUACACCGAAGGCACGACCGGACUCUUGAACGGACGCAAGUCGGAGAAUGAGCCCUGGCAGGAGGGGAUUUACCCCAUGAACUGUGCUCCAGAUGUUAUAUCUGUGAGCAAAGCCGGAAUGACAGCUGCCCUACCCCCUACGGAUGCGUCAGCUAGCAUCGGCAGCUCCCCGGGGGCGCCGAGCAGCUUGUCAGAGCCCAGCUAUUCCGGCAGUAACUGCGGGAGCCACACGGCCACGACUCUCCACUCUGGCCUUUCCUCUCAGGAAUACAGCGCAAACUACAACGGCUCCUACCUGCAUUCUAGCUACAGCGGUCAGACCACCCCGGCCCUCCCUUCCCCGCACCCGUCCCCCUUGCACAGCGCUGGGCUCUUACAGCCUCCUCCCCCCAGCUUAGUACCGAGCUACAAUGGCGGGUCUCCAAACCUUCCCAGCUACAAUUAUCCUCCGACAGGGUACGCCUCUCAGACGGCUGUCGGCCCUGGUUACAGCCCUGGGGGAGCGCCCCCUCCUUCUGCUUAUCUGCCUUCUGGUAUCGCAGCCCCCACACCGAUCCCUCCCUCCACACUGCCUGGCUACACCUACCAGUCCCACAAUCACACUUUGAACGGGAGCGCAUCCAACUCGUUAAAACGAAAGGCUUUCUACAUGAGCGGACACGGGGAAGUGGACUCUAGCUACGCGGAAUUCAACUACAACCAGCGCUCCUCUCACAGUCCCAUGUACAGACUAGCCGACAGCAGUGUCUCCGACUCGACCAGGGGCAACGGCUUUGACAGAAAUGCCGAGGCCUCCUCUUUAGCUUUCAAGACCACCAAACAGACAAUACCUUCUGAUCAGCAAAGAAAAUUCAGCAUACACUCAAGCGGGGCGCUAACUCCCCCGUCCUUCGGAUCGACCAAAAGCUCUGUGGAUGAGACCUACAGUAAGUUCGGAUCCCGCAUUUUGAGCGAACAAAGCGAAGAGCACAGACAGCACCUGCCUCAUUCCCUAACAGGGCCUGAUAUCGCUACGCCUACCUCGUCCAUCCAUGCUGCUGAGGAACAACUCAAGAACAGUGAUCCCAACCUGGUGGACAUGGUGACGACAGAAAUCCUUCAGCAGUGCCCUCCAAUGGACUGGAGUGACAUUGCCGGACUGGAUAUGGCCAAAGCGGCCAUCAAGGAAGAGAUAUUGUGGCCCAUUUUAAGGCCGGACAUGUUCAGUGGACUUCACACAUUACCUCGUAACCUUCUUUUAUUUGGACCUCAGGGAUCGGGUAGAACGCUGUUGGCUCGCUGCAUGGCCAGCCAGCUGGGGGCCGCCUUCUUGCGGCUCAGCAGCUCGGCUCUGGUGACCAAGUGGUUGGUGGAGGGGGACAAAAUCCUCCAGGCUUCUUUCCUCCUGGCCCGCUGUCGCCAGCCGGCGGUCGUGUUCAUCAGCGAGGUGGACCUCCUCCUGUCGGCCCAGCUCAGCGAGGACAGCCCAGUGAGUCGACUGAAGGCCGAGCUACUCAUGCAACUUGAUAGUAUUUUGUCCUCUGCUGAGGACCACGUUCUGGUGGUCUGCUCCACCAGUAAGCCAGAAGAGAUUCCGGAGUCCCUAAGGAGGUACUUUACCAAGCGAUUGCUCAUCCCCUUACCCGAUGGGACGGCACGACACCAGAUAAUCAGCCAAGUGCUCUCGCAACACAACUACUGUCUCAGUGACAAGGAGAUGUCUUUACUGGUUCAGAGGACAGAGGGCUUUUCAGGGCUGGACGUGGUUCAGCUUUGUCAAGAGGCCGUGGUCGGCGCUCUGCACGGCGUUCCCGCCUCCGACCUGUCAGCCAUCCAUCCGAGGCAAAUGAGGCCGGUCUCCUUUCAAGACUUUGACAAUAUAUUUUGUAAAUUCCAGCCCAGCAUAUCACAAAAAGACCUCGACACGUACACGGAAUGGAAUAAAAUGUUUGGUUGUAAUCCGUGAAAGCGUCGAGGCGAUGGCGUGAUCCGGAACUUGGCUGGAAGAGUCCCAAACAACUCUUGAUGUGUUCAAGGGUUUUUGUCACGGACAAUUGACCGAUUGUCGUUCUGUACACGGUCCGAGUUACCGUCUGUGCUCGCUAAACGACGUGUACAGGCUCCUCCUUUUUGUAUAUACAUAUAUAUAUAAAUAUAUAUAUGACUA
Nerophis ophidion (straightnose pipefish) is the source of this 2394-nucleotide messenger RNA. RefSeq names its product fidgetin (gene fign). Gene Ontology annotation, molecular function: ATP hydrolysis activity; microtubule severing ATPase activity; ATP binding. NCBI's taxonomy places the organism in Eukaryota, Metazoa, Chordata, Actinopteri, Syngnathiformes, Syngnathidae. The coding region runs from base 13 to 2193 and encodes 726 amino acids. The record is from RefSeq and is a predicted model, not a curated record. The transcript has a single exon.